Molecule: messenger RNA, 3175 nt
Organism: Musa acuminata AAA Group (dessert banana)
Lineage: Eukaryota; Viridiplantae; Streptophyta; Magnoliopsida; Zingiberales; Musaceae
Product: probable WRKY transcription factor 11
Exons: 3
Coding region: 209-1141 (310 amino acids)
Biological process (GO): regulation of DNA-templated transcription
Molecular function (GO): DNA-binding transcription factor activity; sequence-specific DNA binding
Source: RefSeq, a predicted model, not a curated record
UUGCUGCGAGUUUCGGUCUCAACGGAAGAGAAAACGAGCGAUCUUAGCCGUCGGAUGGACGUAUGGAUGGAUGGCCACCGUUGACACGAAUCUUAACGGUCUCUGUCUUCCUCCUCUCACCCACUAUAAAAUGUCCCGCUCUUCUCCUUCGUUCGCUCGCUUCGGCUGUGUUUUUCUAUUCUGAUGUUCGCUUACUUAUCUGCGAGUGAUGGCCGUUGAUCUGGUGGGGUACACAAAGAUGGACGACCGGAUCGCCAUCCAGGAGGCGACCGCCGCGGGGCUUCGCUCAAUGGAGCACCUCAUCCGUCACCUCUCAAACCCCCACUGCCAGCAGCAGCUGGACUGCCACGAGAUCGCCGAUUUCGCUAUUUCCAAGUUCAAGAAGGUCAUCGCCAUCAUCGACGGCACUGGCCACGCCCGGUUCCGCCGCGGCCCAGUGGCGCCGCUUCCUCUGGCCGAGCCGUCGUUGCCAGCCGCCGUGAAGAGUCUUACCCUCGCGCCGAUACCGCUGCGCGUCAUCCACCCUCACCACCCGCUCCCGCCGCCUCCCAAGACGACGCUGACCCUCGACUUCACCAGGCCAGUCUCCACCGCUGCGGCUGGCGAGCUGCCCCCGCCCACUCGAUAUGGCAAGGAGUACUUCAGCAUCUCAAUGCCGAUGACGUCCUCGUUCGUGUCGUCCGUCACCCGAGACUGCAGCGUGUCGAACGGCAACCUCGCGCUGUCCUCCCUCCUCCUCCCGCUGCCCGCCGCCGCCUCCGCCAGCAGGCCGCCCCUCUCGUCCGCGCCUAAGCGGCGGCGGCAUGAGCACUCUCAUGCCCACUCGGGUCACGUCGCCGGCAAGAACGCCGUCCCGGGUACUCGCUGCCACUGCUCCAAGAGAAGGAAGCCGCGGGUUAAGCGGACGAUACGGGUGCCGGCGGUGGGCUUGAAGGCGGCCGAUAUCCCGGCCGACGAGUAUUCGUGGCGAAAGUACGGGCAGAAGCCCAUCAAGGGAUCACCUUACCCCAGGAGUUACUACAAGUGCAGCACCCUGCGGGGUUGCCCGGCAAGGAAGCACGUGGAGCGGGCGCCGGACGACCCCUCGAUGCUGAUCGUGACCUACGAGGGAGAGCACCGCCACAGUGCCGCCGCCAUCUAAGGUCGUCCACCUAAUUCCAAGUUCCAAUCACGACCGCUCAUUCCAUAUGCAUCUUCUUUUACUUCCUUCUUUUCCUGUGAUAUAUUUAUGUACAAUAUUUCCAUGUUCCCCAAAGAAAUCCGAGAAAAUUUUGACCGAAUCUGGUGCGGUGGGGUGUAAGUGGGAGCCUGUGAUGAGGGUACGGUUUGAUGGUGGCUGAAGAGGGUACGGUUUGAUGGCGGCAUUUUUAUUUUUCUUUGUUCGAGUGAGUGGGUGAGAUUGGAAGUUGAAGUAGGAACCACAAUUAAGAAUCUGGUAAUAGAGGACUUAAAUGGUGGCAGAUCAACCCGCGCUAUCUCACUGUGCAGAUAAUUGACAUGCAUCUCAAGGUUGAAGUGAUUUAGUGGUUUAAUUUGUCACUAGCUGGCUACACAAUUUCUUUGUUGCUGGAGGGUUAUAUAUUUAAAUUUUGCUGGUGAAAAAAAUUACAUUUGAGAUAUUAUUGGAAUCAGGUUUCUGUGUGUGCCUGACAAAGGAAAAACAAAUAAUCAUUUUUUCUAAAAGAGGGAGUCUAUUAAGAUCUUACAGUUCUACAAUAGGACCUGUAUAAAGAAUGGAGGAUCACUCCAUAGAAUCAUGAGAACUUGUGUAUGCUGAAAGAAUCACAUUUAUUUUCUACUCUGAGGAGACACUUGAUGGUUUAAUGAUUGUGUGCAAUCUAGCAGUCUGGAUUUAUUCACAUAUAUAUGGUGUAAAACAUUUUAAGAAAAAAAGAUACUCUUAGGAACAAGAAAGAAAAUUAUUGGCAUGAGUAAUUUGGGUUCGAAAGGAUUCCUUGACAAUUACUUGAUAUAAACUACAAAUGUUUGUGAAACCUUUUACGAUGAAACUCUUUGGAUAAAAUACUUGAAAUGGAGAAUACAGUAGCACAUGCAAUGGUUGAGGUGACCAUUCUAUUAGUGGGACUUGACCUACCUGACUACUACAUGGAUAGUGGAAGAAGCUUUGAUUACUUUGCCAAAACUAAUUGGAUUUCAAUUGGUAGAUUUGACAUAGAUAUUGUAGUGUACUAUCUAAAUUUGACUUGUGCCAACCAAAUGAAGACAUCGAAGUGUAGAAAGAUGUAUUCCCGUGCUCACAAUUUUCCAACUUGAUCUAUAUGCAUAGUUCAUGCCCACUAGUAAGUGUCUUUUUCUGUCAUGAAUUAUAUAUUAAUUCUGGUGGGUGGUUGUGGGUCUUGCAUGAUGAUGACUGUAGAGGAAAUGCCAAUGCCCACUUGCCUUUUCUAGACGAGGAACAAAUUCCUAUAUAUAUAUAUAUAUAUAUAUAUAUAUUAAUGGCAAUACAAAUGGACGGCCUAAUAGUGUCAUAGCGAACUUGAGCAUUGUUUUUUAUGCUUUUAAUUUCUCAUUUGGACUGAUGGAUCCUCAAGAACUUUGAUUACUUCCAUUGUUAAUAAAUUCAAUCGAUCAUUAAAGUGACGAGGUAAUGCUACAUAACCAUAAAGAAAUGUCACAAAAAAAAAAUUCAUAUCAGCUCAUGCAUGUAAUUUUCCCAUUAUUUUGAUUGGCCUUUGAUCUCGGUAAGGAUGGAUAAUUUUAUACUUUUUAGGAUUAAAAAGACUUCUGCCACAACCAACCAUAAUGCCCAAUGUUCCAGCAAUUUAGGAUCAAUUACAUAAAUCUCAUCACCACUAUGCUUGUGUAAGAAAAAUAUAAAUGUCAACUAUCAGCAUAGAAGUGCAUAUAUAUUUUAUCUGAGAUCAGCUACAUAGAUCAUUACUUGCCGUUGAGUUCUAUAAAAGAUAUAAUAGUAUAUAUCAGCUAUCAGCUCGAUAGUAUAUAUUUUCAAAGUCAUACUAGGAGAAAGAAUGUUAUAAUUAUUCAUGGAGCAUGCCAAGGUAAUGCAUGGCAAGUCUUGUAGAAAAUUAAAGAACAAAACAUGAAAUACCUAAUAUGACUGUAGUGAUUUUGAAGAUAAUAAUUCUUUACCAGCAACACAAUAAGAUACUAAUUCUUUGCUACUGUUGUGGUUCUUGUUUGUAUAACUUAUUUA